Scophthalmus maximus (turbot) is the source of this 7011-nucleotide messenger RNA. It is a transcript of the gene srgap3, whose product is annotated as SLIT-ROBO Rho GTPase activating protein 3. Gene Ontology annotation, biological process: negative regulation of cell migration; signal transduction. Gene Ontology annotation, cellular component: cytoplasm. The transcript has 22 exons. NCBI's taxonomy places the organism in Eukaryota, Metazoa, Chordata, Actinopteri, Pleuronectiformes, Scophthalmidae. The record is from RefSeq and is a predicted model, not a curated record. Bases 518 to 3832 code for a protein of 1104 amino acids. Gene Ontology annotation, molecular function: protein binding.
UCCCUGCAGUGCAAAUGUGUCAGUGCGAGCGGGCGGAGUGUGUGUGAGUGUGUGAGAGAGAGUGUCUCGGCUCAUCGACCAGAGGACUCCAGACGUGUCUGGGAACCUUCGAAACGAAGCUCUCGCCUCUCGAUCACGCUGUUAUUGUUGCAGUCGUGUCUGUUGUUUGUCUUCUUUCUUCGUCUCCCUGCCGGAGCCUUUGAGUGUGACUGGUACCGGGAGGAGCAGCAGGAGGAGGAGGAGGAGGAGGAGGACUCGACUCAGAGGGAAAAAGCCCUCGCAGGAAAAACACAGGAGGAGAAUGCAAUACUUGGCUGCUGCUCAAGUCUGACCUCUGCACCGAUUUCCACGGCAAAUUGCGACCAAACCUUUGGGCUUUUGUUCUCCCCGAUGCGCGGCGCAUAGGAGGGCAGGAAGAGAAAACGGGGGCCAGGGGCUGCAGCGCUACUCAUCACCGGAGACCCCAAAGAGUGUCCUCGACGUGCAGGGCUUCAACCUGAAAACCGGAGGGGGAGUCAUGUCCUCCACGAAAUUCAAGAAGGACAAGGAGAUCAUAGCGGAUUAUGAGACCCAAGUGAAAGAGAUCCGUAACCAGCUGGUGGAGCAGUUCAAAUGCUUGGAGCAGCAGUCCGAGUCUCGUAUCCAGCUGCUGCAGGACCUGCAGGAGUUCUUCCGCCGCAAAGCAGAGAUUGAGCUGGAAUUCUCCCGCAGCUUAGAGAAACUGGCCGAGCGGUUCUCCUCCAAGAUCCGCAGCUCCAGAGAACAUCAACAGUUCAAAAAAGACCAGCACCUGUUGUCCUCAGUGAACUGCUGGUACCUGGUGCUAAACCAGACGAGGCGUGAGAGCCGUGACCAUGCCACCCUCAGCGAAAUCUACACCAACAAUGUCAUUGUCCGUUUGGCCCAGAUCUGCGAGGAUGUCAUCCGCCUGUUCAAGAAGAGCAAGGACAUUGGGAUCCAGAUGCACGAGGAGCUGGUGAAAGUGACAAAUGAACUCUACACUGUGAUGAAAACAUACCACAUGUACCACACCGAGAGCAUCAGUGCAGAGAGUAAGCUGAAGGAUGCAGAGAAGCAGGAGGAGAAGCAGUUCAGCAAGUCAGGAGAUCUCAACGUCAACCUCCUGCGUCACGAGGACCGCCAGCCGAGACGCAGCUCCGUCAGGAAGAUUGAGAAGAUGAAAGAGAAGCGGCAGGCCAAGUACUCCGAGAAUAAGCUGAAAUGCACGAAAGCGCGGAAUGACUAUUUGUUGAACCUGGCAGCGACAAAUGCAGUUGUGGCAAAAUAUUACAUCCAUGACGUCUCUGAUAUGAUUGAUUGCUGUGACCUCGGCUACCAUGCCAGCUUGGCGCGCACCUUCAGGACCUACUUAUCCGCCGAGUACAACUUGGAGACCUCACGUCACGAGGGACUGGAUAUCAUUGAGAAUGCAGUGGACAACCUGGACUCUCGCAGUGACAAGCACAAGAUCAUGGAUAUGCAUAACCAGGUGUUCUGUCCCCCGAUGCGCUUUGAAUACCUGCCACACAUGGGGGAUGAGGUUUGCCAGGUGAGUGCCCAGCAGCCAGUCCAGACUGAACUCCUGAUGCGCUACCACCAACUGCAGUCUCGCUUAGCCACGCUAAGGAUUGAGAAUGAGGAGGUGAGAAAGACCUUGGAUGCCACCAUGCAGACACUGCAGGACAUGCUGACGGUGGAGGACUUUGACGUGUCUGAUGCCUUCCAACAUAGCCGCUCCACUGAGUCCAUUAAGUCUGUGGCCUCCGAGUCCUAUAUGAGCAAGCUGAAUGUAGCCAAGAGGAGGGCGAACCAGCAGGAGACGGAAAUGUUCUACUUUUCAAAAUUCAAAGAGUACCUGAAUGGCAGUAACCUCAUCAUUAAGCUGCAGGCCAAGCAUGACUUACUGAAGCAGACACUGGGUGAAGGGGAAAGGGCAGAGUGUGGAACUACACGGCCCCCCACCCUUCCCCCUAAACCACAGAAAAUGCGGAAGCCUAGGCCACGCUCCGUGUAUAACCAUAAGCUGUUUAACGGCAAUAUGGAGACCUUCAUCAAGGAUUCAGGUCAACCAAUUCCACUCGUUGUUGAAAGCUGCAUCCGACACAUCAAUUUAUACGGGUUGCAGCAGCAAGGCAUAUUCCGCGUGCCGGGAUCACAGGUGGAGGUCAAUGAUAUUAAAAACUCAUUUGAGAGAGGUGAAGAUCCCCUGAUUGACGACCAGAAUGAGCAUGAUAUCAACUCAGUGGCAGGGGUGCUGAAGCUCUACUUCCGAGGACUGGAGAACCCGAUCUUCCCAAAGGAGCGGUUCUUAGACUUCAUCUCUACCAUCAAACUGGAGUCUGGAGCUGAGAGAGCACAUCACAUCCAGCAGAUUGUUGUGACUCUUCCUCGGACCAUCAUCAUCGUCAUGAGAUACCUGUUUGCUUUUCUCAAUCAUCUCUCCCAGUACAGCGACGAGAACAUGAUGGAUCCAUACAACUUGGCUAUUUGCUUCGGUCCCACCCUGAUGCCCAUCCCAGAUGGCCAGGAUCCUGUCGUGUGCCAGGCUCAUGUAAACGAGGUCAUCAAGACCAUCAUCAUCCACAAUGAGGUCAUCUUCCCCAGUCCACGUGAGCUGGAUGGUCCAGUGUAUGAGAAGUGCAUGACUGGGGGAGAGGAGUACUGUGACAGCCCUCACAGCGAACCGGGAACUAUUGACGAGGCUGAUAACGGAACUGAACCACACACCAGUGACGAAGAGGUGGAACAGAUUGAAGCUAUCGCCAAGUUCGACUACGGGGGACGCAGUCCCAGGGAGCUGUCCUUCAAGAAGGGUGCCUCCCUUCUUCUGUAUCACAGAGCGUCUGAAGACUGGUGGGAGGGCCGCCAUAAUGGUGUCGACGGUCUCAUCCCACAUCAGUACAUUGUAGUACAAGACCUUGAUGAUGCUUUCUCAGAUAACCUCAGCCAGAAAGCAGAUAGUGAAGCGAGCAGUGGACCACUGCUGGAUGAUAAGGGCUCAUCUAAAAAUGACGUCCCAUCACCAUGUGAACAAUCACCUGAUUACAACUUUGGGGGAGUCAUGGGAAGGGUGAGGCUACGGUCCGACGGAGCUGCAGUCCCACGUCACCGGAGCGGUACGGAUACCCACAGUCCAACUAGAGGGACUGACACUCCGCCACGAGCUGCAGCCUGUCCCAGCAGCCCCCACAAGGUGUCGAUAAGCAAGGGCCGUAUAGAGAGUCCAGAAAAGAGGCGCCUCGGUACCUUUGGCAGUGCAGGAAGCAUCAACUACCUGGACAGGAAGGCUUAUCCUGAGGGCCACCCGCUGAGACCGUUGCCAGGGGCCACUCGCCACAGCAGCCUCGGGGACCACAAGUCACUGGAGGCUGAGGCUUUAGCUGAGGACAUAGAGAAGACUAUGACUACAGCGCUCCAUGAGCUACGUGAGCUGGAGCGACAGAAUACGGUCAAGCAGGCCCCCGAUGUCGUCUUGGACACUCUGGAGCCCAUGAAGAACCCGGUUAGCUCUGAGCCCGGCAGUCCGCUGCAUACCAUUAUGAUCCGUGACCCAGACGCAGCCAUGCGCCGCAGCAGCAGCUCCACCUCUGAGAUGAUGACCACCUUCAAGCCCGCUCUCUCCGCCCGCCUGGCCGGGGCGCAGCUGCGCCCGCCGCCCAUGAGACCCGCGCGGCCUCCUCCGACACAGCACCGCUCGAGCAGCUCCAGCUCUUCAGGAGUCGGCAGCCCAGCUGUAACUCCCACUGAGAAAAUGUUUCCGAGUAACAAUUCGGCUGCUGGUUCCAAUAUGAAUACAUCCAGUGACGCGGGGGAUAAGUCUGGCACCAUGUAGCGAAGGUGGAAACUGGUGGGAUAGUUGUAAAGCUUAUGGAAAUAAGUGCUGAUAUGUGAAAAGCAGAUAUAGAUAUUUUCCUCUCUGUUUUCCGCCUGACUCAAUACAUAUAUUCAGGAACUAAAAAGCACCUCCAAGAUGUUACCAUGGUGAUAAAUGAGUGGGGGAGGCUUUAGAUGUGUGAUGGCGUAAAGCUGGACUCUCUUUGAUACUUGAUUUAACAACAGUAAAUAUCUAUAAGAAUACAUGUGUUUAAGUUUUACCUCAAUUCCAACAAAAGUCUGUGGCCAUGUUCUCAUGUCAGAGAUACAUUGAAUGCAAGUGAAGUAAUACUUGUGUAAAAUUUGGUAUUAGUUUCUACCCAGCACUCACUGUCCAGCUGAUGUUUCAGUCGCCUCUUUUGAUGUUUAUGAAACACCUCAUCUGGACUGGUGUCGAACAUUCAGGCUAAAAUACCAUGUUAUUCAUCACUGAGGUCUUCGGUCUCAUGUCUGUACAUACAAACUUACUUGAAUUUGUCUUAUGCUCUGUUUGUACUAUACUUCAGUAGAUGUUCUGCAAAGUAUUAACAUAGUGACAUUAUACAGUAUACGUCUGCAUGCAGGGUUUGGAGAAAACAAGGAAAACUUCAGUGAAUUAAAGACUUGCAUUAUUGACAGAAGAAUAACCUUAUGUGGUCACUGUGAGCAUAAAGUAUUACUUUGAAACUAAAUUUUCAAUUUUGAAAAAAUAUCAGAUGCUCAAAUACAUGACAAAGUAAUACAUCGCGACGUUAGAGUGUUAUUUUCUUCUUUUUAAAAAAAAAAAUAUGCCAAGUGUCUGGCUGUUGGUACUCUAUAUGUUGUACCUGAAGUCGUCCUUUCCACUGCUUAAGAUAAAAGUACCCUGGCUUCUCUGACAUUACUAAUCAGAAACUGAACAAAGUAAAUCCUACUCCACCGUCAGACCUGACAUUGCUGGGUUGUUGUUGUUGUUGUUGUUGUUUUUUCUUAUUCUACUGUUUGUCCUGUAAAUGAAAUGCAGAUAACUAAUGCAUCAACCUAUGUAGGAAUUCCUGUGGUAAACUUGUACAUAAUAUAAAGCUAGUAAUUUUUUUUAAAGUGCUAAUCUGUACAGGCUAAUACAAAAAAAGAUAAUAGGUUGAUAUGAAUGGCACUUGUAAAGAACAUAAACUAUGUAACUGUCAUCUCCAGUAAACUACAAACAUAUUCCUUCAAAUCAUUUACCUUGUACUGUGCUUAGAAUGCAUUUGGUAACUGUACUGUAGAAAACGGAUUGCUGUUGAAGAGACCACAAAGGGCGAACAGAUGUUUUCUCCAUCAUCUUUUUGACACACUUUCCGCGCAGUACAUAAAAUUGAAACUUCUCCCUGUUGAAGAUUGAUUUGAGUUUUAUAAUUGCAUAAGAAACAUUGAGAAAUAACCUCACACUGUUCCUCUUAGAAUUUAAGAGACAGUGAUCAAACUUGGGGGAUGUGAGAGUAGAUGUUGUGACAUACUGAUAUCAAAGCUGUUUCCUUCUUUUCCUGCCUUUCCCUUAUCUUUGCUGAUAGAUAAAAUCAGGCUCUGACUGAACUCUAGUUCUCGUUUCGUUGGAGGAAAACGAAAUAAGAACAUUUCAGUGGUUCUAUGUUCUGUACCUCUUGUCAAUCUGACAGCUCUUGUCCAGAGACCUUGUCAUCUGCAUCCCAAACAGCCUGCUCUUUUCUGCAUGUCCUGCGCUGUAAUGUUUGACUCAUAUUAUGCAGCAGUGAAGCUAUGGCUGUGUGUGGUGCCUUGCCUUGGUAAAAUGCACAAAUAAUUCCAGUAGUGGAAUUUAUUUUUUAGGAAACAGGCCUUAACAAUUCUUGAGGCUGGGAAUGAUGAAUUAAGCCGCUUGUAGCAGUUGCUGAAAUAGAAGUGAAAGAGAACUAACAGUGCUUGAUUGAGCAGCAGGAAAGUAAAAUAUUAGCAUGUGAACCAAGCACUGAUUCCACGGUGAACUUUGCAGUGAUUCAAUACAGGCUGUAGUGUUUCUGAGGUACAUGCUGUAAAUUGAAUAUAUUUGCUUCAUAUUAUGAUUCAUAUUUGCUUUUUAUUAUUAUGUUGUCAUGGGCAGAGAUAUUCAGGGUGGGAGGAAACUUAAGAACAGAGAGCUACUUCAGUCAGAAAAAAGGCAAUACAGCAUUAAAAGCAUACAGCGCAAUUACGCCAUCUGUUGGUUCCUGCUGGUAUUGCUUCUUUCGAUGACCCAGUGGACUCUACCUUUUCUGUCCUGGUUACAGUUUUGCACCUCUUGGAAGUAUCUGAAUAUAAAAGCAUAUGUUUAUUGAACUAUGAAGGAAGCACACAAUUUAAUGAAUGAAAUUAACAUCAUAUAUUUAACAAGACUGGGUUUUUUUUAUUUAUAGAGGACGAGAAAGCGGAGUAGAAAAUUGGAGUGCCUUUUGUGCACAACAUAAGUUUUUAUUGGACUUUUAUAUUUACUUUUUUUUCAAACUGUAAUAUGUUGUCUAUAAUUUGUCAUGUUGAUUAUGAACCGAUGUUUGUUUUUUUAAAAUCUUUACCUUGUAUUGCUACUAACUCGUCAGACCACCACAAGGAGUACAUUGUGUAUAGAUAUGCUUCUCAUGAACUUUACCCGACGUUUGGGUGAACCUAUAAAGACUACUGUACACUCAAUCUACUGAUAAUGCUCAGUAGAAUCAUCUCAGAAUAUUUCUUUCAUCUUUUUGUUUUUCUCCUGUGAACUGCCUGUGCUGUGGUUGAGCCGUGACUCUUAUCAUUAAUCUCCUUUCCUUUCAAAGAAAAAUCAUCGCAGUAUAUAUUGAUAUGGAACCUCGGCGUGUAGAGGCCACAAGGCACUCGAUGCGCUCUCGCUUUCCCUACAUGUGAUGUUACACGGACCUUUUUCUUUUCUUGGAAUGUAUGCUGUACUGGGUAACACUGUUUGUCUGCUGAAAUGAAAAGAUGUUAGGGUUGAUAUAAAAAAUAAAAAAGAAGAGAGAGCAGACUGUCAUGUUGUGAUCAGACAGAGUGAGUGACUGUCACACUGUUUACCUUCUCUUUACCUGUUUGUCUAGUGAUUGAGUUUGUUGAUGAGUGUCUGGUUGGUUGAAACCCUGUGAUGUAAUGUACACCAUACCACUGACUGGAUGUCAAACACCCCUGCGUCCAAAUAAAAACAUUAUUGCUCUGUCA